Hibiscus syriacus is the source of this 528-nucleotide messenger RNA. RefSeq lists its product as uncharacterized. The transcript is spliced from 3 exons. The record is from RefSeq and is a predicted model, not a curated record. The coding region runs from base 1 to 528 and encodes 175 amino acids. Gene Ontology annotation, molecular function: metal ion binding. Lineage: Eukaryota; Viridiplantae; Streptophyta; Magnoliopsida; Malvales; Malvaceae.
AUGGCAGAUGGUCCGAAUGUCCCGACGUGUGUUCUGAAAUUGAAUAUCCAGUGUUGUUCAACAUGUCCCGAGAAAGUGAAGAAAAAGUUGCAGAAAAUCAAUGACGUGUAUGAUAUCGACAUAGAUUCCAAAAAUGGGCUGGUGUCUGUUCGGGGUACGGUGCAGCCCUCGGUGCUCAUUCAGACAAUAUCAGACAAGGUCGGCAAAAAAGCAGAGCUUUACUCCUACGACAGGAAUCCCGACAUUCAAAGCCAGUUGCCGGACGACCGCAGUCGUCGUUCUCCUCGUAACCACCGGGAAAACAACCGGAAAUGUUGUUUUGCCGAUGAAUCUAAUGUCGAUGAUGAUGUUAAGGACCCGCAGCAUGGCGUGAGAAAGAAUAAAAACGGGCUUGCUCGUUGGUUCGGCAAGAAGAGUGUUGUUGAACCGCCGAGGAUGUUUAGCAAGUUCGGAGGACUGCGGCUAGGAAAAUACGUGAGGCUGCGGCAGCCACCGGCACCGGCACAGCCACCGUCACUACCACCGUGA